ACAGCAUCUCUAAACAAUAAGCUAUAACAUUUUUCAUAUUUUCUUGAAUACAAAGAAAUGGAAAAAAUAGGUGUUGCUAAUAAAAUGAAUAAGGCAAGGCCUUAUGUGUUAACAGUGGCACUUCAAUUUGGGUUUGCAGGAGCAUACAUAUUCUCCAUGGCCAGUUUCAACAUGGGAAUGAAUCGUUUUGUGUUCAUUGUUUAUCGUAAUGUCAUUGCUGCAAUUGCCCUUGCUCCCUUUGCACUCAUUUUUGAAAGGAAAAUUAGGCCAAAGAUGACAAUGGCUGUCUUUUUGCGGAUAAUGGCGCUCGCAUUUUUGGAGCCAGUGAUAGAUCAAGGAUUUACUUUCUUGGGGAUGCAAUAUACAUCGGCUUCAUUUGCUUCUGCUUUGAUGAAUGCUGUUCCUUCUGUUACCUUUGUGCUAGCCGUAAUUUUCAGGAUUGAACGUGUAAAUAUGAAGGAAAUACGAAGCAUAGCAAAAGUGAUUGGGACAUUAGUAACAUUUGCAGGGGCAUUGAUGAUGAUACUUUACAAAGGCCCACAAAUUCAUCUUUUCUAUUCUCCAAAAACAGCACAUAAUUCUGCAAGUCACGACACGCAAACUCUCAAACAUUGGGUCUCAGGAACACUCUUUCUAAUGCUGGGUUGUGUGGCUUGGUCAUCUUUCUUCAUUUUACAGUCAGUAACGUUGAAAAAGUAUCCAGCAGAAAUGUCACUAUCAACCUUAAUAUGCUUAGUUGGUGCUAUGCAAACUAGUGUGGUGGCUUUGAUUGCUGAGCGUCACUCUGGUGCUGGGGUUUGGGCUGUUGGUUGGGACUUUAGACUAUAUGGUCCUCUCUACACGGGAAUAGUUACCUCAGGAAUAACUUAUUAUGUGCAAGGGUUGGUAUUGCAAAGCAGAGGACCAGUAUUUUAUACAGCAUUUAACCCCCUUUGUAUGAUCAUCACUUGUGCUUUAGGUUCCUUCCUUUUUGCAGAACAACUCCACUUGGGAAGUAUCAUUGGAGCCCUGAUUAUUGCAGUUGGUUUAUAUUCUGUGGUGUGGGGUAAAGCAAAAGACUAUUUAUCAGACACAACUACACUGCCACCAUCACCAGUUGCAAUGAAGCAAACUGAGAAACAACUUCCAAUUACUUCAUCUGAUGUCUAACACAUGAAUAAAUUAUGAAUAGUGUGCUGCUUCUGCCUUAAUUAAGCAUCUGCAAAGCUAUCUAUCUAUAUUAUUUCAUGCUUUUGUUUUGGUUUACACAUUCUGAAGAAUAUAUUAUGAAUUUUGGUUUACUACAGGCAGUGUAUACAUGCACAUUCUCAAAGUAUAUGUACUUUUCAUUUGAAGAUGUUUUUGUGUGGAACCGUGUAUUAUCAUUUGAAUUAACAAGAUGUACGAAACAAA
Medicago truncatula (barrel medic) is the source of this 1392-nucleotide messenger RNA. Its product is annotated as WAT1-related protein At4g08290. NCBI's taxonomy places the organism in Eukaryota, Viridiplantae, Streptophyta, Magnoliopsida, Fabales, Fabaceae. Gene Ontology annotation, cellular component: membrane. Bases 58 to 1149 code for a protein of 363 amino acids. Gene Ontology annotation, molecular function: transmembrane transporter activity. The record is from RefSeq and is a predicted model, not a curated record. The transcript has 7 exons.